AAAUUAUUAUUUCGUCUUCGAUAGUUGCAGCUUCAGCUUCCAGCAACAGAUUCUUCUUCCAUGUCCGAAACUCGAGCUCGGAAAUGGCGCUAACUCCCUCCACGCCACAAAUCCUUCAGUUUUCGUUCAAUUCUCCUUCCACUCCAGCUCCCUGCCUCCUCUCCUCCGACGUCACUGGCUUCCAGGCCUCUCUCCUGCCAUGGUCGCAGCUGCAGAUCGCGCUUCACAGGGGCAGAGCUCCUCUCGGACUCGCAGCUACGAAAGUGAAGUGCCUGACGAGGUCCACGGAGGAAGAACGGUGGAAUGAGUCGGACACCCUGACGUCCGACUCUGAUGAUGGGGAGCAAGAUAAGGUCGAGAGCCGCCAGGACUCGGUCGCGGCCAUUGGUGCUCAGAGGACUUCGACGGCGUCCUACUACAGUGACUCCCUGUCUCUUGGAAUCCGUGAACCGGUCUAUGAGGUCGUAGAAGUGAAGUCCAACGGGAUGGUGUCGACUAGAAAGAUUAGCAGACGACAGUUAUUGAAGUCUAGUGGGCUUCGACCACGAGAUAUUCGGAGUGUUGAUCCAUCUUUGUGGCUCACAAAUUCAAUGCCAUCCUUGCUGGUUCGUGAACAUGCUAUUCUAUUGAAUAUGGGUUCUCUACGUGCCAUAGCAAUGGCUGAAAGUGUACUCAUAUUUAACUACAACAGGCGAGGAGGGAAAGCCUUCAUAGACUCUUUGCUGCCUCGGCUGAAUCCUAAAAACAUGAAUGGAGGCCACUGUAUGCCUUUCGAACUUGAGGUUGUUGAAGCAGCGUUGAUGUCUCGCAUACAGCGUUAUGAGCAAAUGCUAAUGGAUAUAGAACCUCGUGUCCAAGCUUUGCUUGAAGUCUUGCCCAAUCGAUUAACAGCCAAUGUAUUGGAGGAACUUCGCAUUAGCAAGCAGACCUUGGUUGAAUUGGGUUCAAGGGCUGGGGCUCUCAAACAAAUGCUUCUUGACCUCCUCGAGGACCCUCAUGAAAUACGCCGCAUAUGCAUUAUGGGAAGAAACUGCACACUUAAGAGAGGAAGUGAUGAUGUUGAAUGCUCUCUCCCAUUGGAUAAGCAGAUAGCUGAGGAAGAGGAGGAAGAAAUUGAGAUGCUUUUGGAAAAUUAUCUCCAGAGGUGUGAAUCUUGUCACGGUCAAGCGGAAAGACUUCUUAAUUCUGCCAGAGAAAUGGAAGAUUCCAUUGCUGUCAACUUGAGCUCCCGGAGACUCGAAGUUAGCAGAGUGGAAUUGCUUCUUCAGGUCGGAGCUUUCUGUGUGGCGGUUGGUGCUCUAAUUGCUGGUAUAUUUGGCAUGAACCUGAAGUCCUAUCUCGAAGAACAUGUGUUUGCAUUUUGGCUUACGACAGCAGGAAUUAUAUUUGGUGCUGCUGUGGCCUUCUUUCUCAUGUAUUCGUAUCUCAAGGCGAGGAAAAUCCUGUAGACUAGAAAGAAGUUAGGUUAUCUAGAAGAAUAUCAGAAACAGUCCAUCUUAAAUUGCUCAACAAGCCCGUCUACCCAGAAGGCACUGGAGCACAAUAAGAGCAAGCUCCCUAGCUCUCAGUUCCUACUUUAACAGUUAUGAGUGAAGAAUAACAAGUAGUGGAGGUCUUAUUGGAUAGUUGAAUAUAGUUAGUGUAGUUUUACUGCUAUAGCAGUAUUGCCGAUAAGAUUUGGCCCCGUUUGCUCUUAAUGGGGGACAUGUCCAAUUGAUUUUUUCCCGCUGUCAGCGCUGCCAAGGGGAUGCCAUUUCAUUUUUCUUUCUUAUGUGCUGCAUCAAUUCAGAUGGACCAGCAUUGUGAGACAUAAGACUCAUUUAUCUGUAAAUGCUGUUCUUUGUCCAAUAUAAUUGAGGAUCAAGAAUUUUAUAGAUUUGCCGUAAA
Molecule: messenger RNA, 1887 nt
Organism: Punica granatum (pomegranate)
Lineage: Eukaryota; Viridiplantae; Streptophyta; Magnoliopsida; Myrtales; Lythraceae
Source: RefSeq, a predicted model, not a curated record